AUGGACUUAAAGUCGACAAAAGCGUCUCCUGUUCUCACCGAUCCUUCGCCUAUAAACAACUCUAGACUGGGACACCAUUCCGGUCUCUUUCCAUAUUCACAAUCAGGGCCAUCUUUCUCAACGAGCAUGCUAUCAAUUCCAAGAAGGAAGCCAGGGAAACUGGACGAUGUUUGGUCCAACGGGUGGCUUGAUGCAAUGAAAUCUUCCUCACCUCCCCGCAAAAAGGUUCUGAAGGGUUUCACCAAUGUUGAGCUAUCUUCAGAUGAUGGAGAAAUCGCUUAUUGUUCUUGGAUGAUCAAAUAUCUGUCAGCCCUCAAUUCCUUCCAACAAAUAAUGGACAGUGCAAAGAAUAGGAACAUAGUAAUGUUCUUAGAUUACGAUGGAACUCUUUCACCUAUAGUAGAUGACCCUGAUCGAGCUUUUAUGUCUGCUGAUAUGCGCUCUGCUGUUAAAAAUGUUGCAAAAUACUUCCCAACAGCCAUCAUCAGUGGAAGAAAUCGUGAUAAGGUUUUUGAGUUGGUAGGACUAACAGAACUCUAUUAUGCUGGUAGUCAUGGUAUGGACAUCAUGUUCCCAGCCAGAGAAACAGCAUCCCUAGACCAUUUAAAUUGUGUCAAAUCUACUGACCUGCAGGGCAAGGAGGUAAAUCUUUUCCAGCCUGCUAGCGAAUUUUUACCAAUGAUCAACGAGAUAUUUAGAUCCCUCGUUGAGAUUACUAAAGGUAUAGAAGGUGUAAAAGUUGAGAACCAUAAAUUUUGUGUCUCCGUACAUUAUCGAAAUGUUGAUGAGAUUGUUUGGCCCGUAGUUGCACAAUAUGUUCAUGAUACCUUGAAAUAUUACCCUCGACUACGGCUGACUCAUGGACGGAAGGUUUUAGAGGUUCGUCCCAUGAUCGACUGGGAUAAAGGAAAAGCAGUCGAAUUUUUGCUUCAAUCCCUUGGAUAUAGUAACAAUAAUGAUGUGCUUCCUAUUUAUAUUGGAGAUGACAGAACCGACGAAGAUGCGUUCAAGGUAUUGAGGAAGGGGAAUCGAGGUUAUGGAAUUCUUGUAUCCAGUGUCCCUAAAGAAAGUAAUGCUUUCUUCUCUCUCAGGGAUACUUCAGAGGUGAAAGAAUUCCUUGAAUCCCUUGUGAGAAUGAAGCAACAGGAUGCAAAGAUACUUGGAGAGGAGCAGAGGGCCAUCUUCAUAUAA
This is a messenger RNA of Fraxinus pennsylvanica, 1191 nucleotides long. The record is from the annotation of a GenBank genome assembly. Lineage: Eukaryota; Viridiplantae; Streptophyta; Magnoliopsida; Lamiales; Oleaceae.